CGGGGGCGCAGCCUGUGGUCCUGCGGAGCGCCCCAGGGUUCGCGCACCCGGUGGAGCCCGAGGCUGGUCCUCUCCUGUCCUCUCCGGCUAAUGGGAAGUCUCUGCGGCUGGAGGGCUUUACAGUGAGGGACAGAGGCCAGUGGGGAGCUCUUGUCCGGUUGGGGCUGACUCAUCUGGAGUUCCCACUCCGCUGAGAUUGCAAUUGGAAACUUUGCGCUCUGUGUUGGUUUUUGUCUCCCUUGGGGAAGCUGGACGGCUGUUCGGCAGGCCCCGUGCGUGGCCAGGACCGCACACUGGGGGCCAUGGAGUUCACGGCGUCGCCCAAGCCACAGCUCUCCUCCCGGGCCAACGCCUUCUCCAUCGCCGCGCUCAUGUCGAGCGGCGGCUCUAAGGAGAAGGAAGCCGCCGAGAACACCAUCAAACCACUUGAACAAUUUGUUGAGAAGUCCUCCUGUGCCCAGCCCCUGGGUGAACUGACCAGCCUGGAUGCUCACGGGGAGUUUGCCGGUGGCGGCAGCAGUGGCAGCCCCUCCUCCUCCUCUCUGUGUACUGAGCCGCUGAUCCCCACCACCCCCAUCAUCCCCAGUGAGGAAAUGGCCAAAAUUGCCUGCAGCCUGGAGACGAAGGAGCUCUGGGACAAAUUCCACGAGCUAGGAACAGAGAUGAUCAUCACCAAGUCGGGCAGGAGGAUGUUUCCCACCAUUCGAGUAUCCUUUUCUGGCGUGGAUCCUGAGGCCAAGUACAUAGUCCUGAUGGACAUCGUCCCCGUGGACAACAAGAGGUACCGCUACGCCUACCACCGGUCUUCCUGGCUGGUGGCUGGCAAGGCAGACCCACCACUGCCAGCCAGGCUGUAUGUACACCCAGAUUCUCCUUUUACUGGUGAGCAGCUACUCAAGCAGAUGGUGUCUUUUGAAAAGGUGAAACUCACCAACAAUGAACUAGAUCAGCAUGGCCAUAUAAUUUUGAACUCCAUGCACAAGUACCAGCCGCGGGUGCACAUCAUUAAGAAGAAAGACCACACAGCCUCGUUGCUCAAUCUGAAGUCUGAAGAAUUCAGAACGUUCAUCUUUCCAGAGACCGUUUUCACAGCAGUCACUGCCUACCAGAACCAACUGAUAACCAAGCUGAAAAUAGAUAGCAACCCUUUUGCCAAAGGAUUCCGGGACUCCUCCAGGCUCACUGACAUUGAGAGGGAAAGUGUGGAGAGCCUGAUCCAAAAGCAUUCCUAUGCCCGCUCACCCAUCCGUACGUAUGGAGGAGAAGAUGAUGUGCUGGGGGAUGAGGUUCAGACAACACAGAAUCGAGGGUCGGCCUUUACGACAUCUGAUAAUUUGUCCCUCAGCUCCUGGGUCUCUUCUUCUUCCACUUUUCCUGGAUUUCAGCAUCCCCAGUCCCUCGCUGCUCUCGGCACCAGCACAGCAUCCAUAGCGACACCCAUUCCUCACCCUAUACAGGGCUCUUUGCCACCGUACAGCCGACUUGGGGUGCCUCUGACCCCGUCGGCCAUUGCCGGCUCCAUGCAGGGGAGCGGCCCGACAUUCCCCUCCUUCCACAUGCCUCGGUAUCAUCACUACUUUCAGCAGGGGCCUUAUGCUGCUAUCCAAGGACUGCGCCAUUCCUCCGCGGUGAUGACACCAUUUGUAUGACUCUUCUAAACCUAGGAGAAUCCAGAUCCAGAAUGUGCAAAUGGGUAUGAAAUGUGGGAGAGGGUGGGGUGGGUGGGAUGUGGGGUGUGGAGCAGGGGCUCUCCAGGAGACAUGGGACCUAUUAAAGAGGAGAGCUGGACUCACAAUAAAGCCUACUGCUGAGGGAAUGCACCACAGACCAGGACUCAUGUGUAGCUCGGAGAAAGCUCUUGGGUUCAAGAGAGAAUCAGUGUCACGUUCUUAGCCAGCCUAAGUCCUACAACCAAUAGGAUACUAACUUACCCAGAAAAUUGAAUAACACAAGGCAGAGGAAUCUGAAGGUGCAUUAUACCUAGCAGUUAAAAAUGCUGUGUCAGCGCAGUAAUGUAUAAAAUCAAUGUGUAGAGGUUAUCUUUCUGCUUUCCACAGGUUUAAAGAAUCUUCAAAGAGGCAAUAUGUGUAACAUACCGACCAUAAUGCAUAAUGACUAACUUAAGUCCAUUUCUCUCUGAGGAAAAUGAGAGCCAACAGAGAAAUAUUUGUAGUGCUGAAGCUUAAGCAUGUUUAGUUUUCCUUUGUAUUAGUCUGCUGGGUAAAGGGCUGAGAUAAUGCUAACGCAUCCUAUUUUGUGGAUGAAUAGAUGGUAAUGACCUUACAAAGCUCUUUUUGUAACACUGAAGGGCCAGUAUCUGACAAACUCUUUCUCAGUCUUGUCUUUUUCUUCCUAAUUCUCUUUCUUGCAAUGACUUGCCAUUUACAUAGAAAAAAACCUAUAUACAAUUUUGAAGCAAGAGGCUCUAUGUGUUACAUUACACAAUUGAGGUUAUAUUUUUCUGGGCUGCAUUCUAAGUGCACUGCUGACUCAUUCACUGGGGAACACUUCUAAAGCCUCUACAUGAUGACACGGGAGGCUUUCUCUCAAUCUGCAGUACCAAGAUGGUUGCCCUGUCCUGAAAGGAAUUUCUCUGCCAUGGGUACCAAAGGCCCCUUUAGUUUUACUUCAGCUUUGGGAGACCUUAUGGAUGGUAAAACACACCGGGCCAAAUUCUCAUUUUUGGUAAAUCUGCUUUGUUAUUAGAUUAGCUGUUACCACCGAUUGACAAAGAUUUAUGAAUGACCAUUCUGAAUGCCUGUAUAGCCACCACUUAACCUAUGUUCAUGAAGCAUUAUGAGUCAGUCAUACAAAUGAUUUGUCCUUCUUUCUUACUGUUCUGUUCAGUGACUCUGUUAUCAGUUUCCUAGUCCAUUAUAUGAAAUUGUAUGUCAACUCAAUGACUCUCUGACUGAAACACUGGCAGUGUUUAUAAGUCAAUCCAAAGUAUUUAUUCACUUUGAGUUCUUAUUGUUUUCUUAAACCUUCCUUUAAUGUUUAAUAAUUAACUAUAUUUUAAUUAUAUAUAAUCUCUAUAUUUAGGGGGCAACAUGUAUCUAAGCAUUUGAAGUCAGGGUAGUAUUUGGCAUUUUGCAACUUUAAUAAAGUUUAUAGUCCUUCAACUUUAUAAUGCUUUCUAGCUGUAAGAUAUAACCUGUCUUCUUUAGAAAACUCUCCACAACUCUAUUUUAUCCUAAUUAAAUUUUGUAUCUACUUUGUUCUGACUGCAAAAGUAUUAAAUCUGUUAAAAGAGAUGGGAAAUAUCACUGCUGAGAGUAGAGAGGGGGGUAAAUGCAAUAUACUUAUCAGAGUGCAUGGGGUUUUAUUUAGUUAUUUUGUUAGGCUUUUCCAUAUCAAAUGCCUUUCUUGGGCAUUUCUAGUCUAUGAAACAAGGCAUAAUGGCAUAGCCUGUCUAUGUGAUGCCAUUGUUGUUGGACUUUGCAAUUGUUUUUCUCCACUGUGUCCCGUAGUUUACUUAUGGAGAAGCAUGGACUGUGCUCCCCAAGCAUCUCAAAGUCCUAUGGCAGACACUGUAGGCUAAUUUCUAACUUCUUGCAUGUUAUGCUAUAGUAUCCACAGGUAGUUUGUUUUCAAACACAGCACAGAUGUGCGUUUAUUUAAAAAAAAAAAAAA
This is a messenger RNA of Lynx canadensis (Canada lynx), 3633 nucleotides long. It is a transcript of the gene TBX20, whose product is annotated as T-box transcription factor 20. Gene Ontology annotation, molecular function: DNA-binding transcription factor activity, RNA polymerase II-specific; RNA polymerase II cis-regulatory region sequence-specific DNA binding. Gene Ontology annotation, biological process: vasculogenesis; heart looping; positive regulation of DNA-templated transcription. The record is from RefSeq and is a predicted model, not a curated record. Gene Ontology annotation, cellular component: nucleus. The transcript has 8 exons. NCBI's taxonomy places the organism in Eukaryota, Metazoa, Chordata, Mammalia, Carnivora, Felidae. Bases 303 to 1649 code for a protein of 448 amino acids.